AUGCCGCCCUUCUGCAGGAAUGCAAAGUUGGGCCUCCUUUCUUUCCUGAUUUCUGCUGGAAGGAGCUCAUUACCUUUGGGAAAGGAUGCCUUUUGGUUAGAAAGAAUUGAAAAACAUAAAAUCCUCUGGGAAAAGGCUCAAAAUCAGAAAAUGAGAUACAAGUCUUCUUUGGUGAUGAGGAAGCGGUUACGGCUUUACCGAAAUACCCUGAAAGAGUCAAGUAGCAUCUCUGGACACCAUGGGCCCCAGGUCUCCGCUGCUUCCUGCCCCUCGGUGUUUUCCGGCCUCCACGAGCAGCCUCCCCAGGCCUCCCCCAGCCGUCCUCUGAAUGGACUUCUGCAUCUGGGGCUCCCUGGAGACAUGUAUGCGCGGCCCGAAACCUUCGCGCCGGGGCCAGCGGCCCGCAGCGACGCUUUGGCGGCGGCCGCAGCUCUGCACGGCUACGGGGGCAUGAACCUGACCGUGAACCUCGCUGCGCCUCACGGUCCCGGCGCCUUCUUCCGCUACAUGCGCCAACCCAUCAAACAAGAGCUCAUCUGCAAGUGGCUGGCUGCCGAUGGCCCCGCGCCCCCGCGCCUCUGCUCCAAAACUUUCAGCACCAUGCACGAGCUGGUCACACACGUCACGGUGGAGCACGUCGGCGGCCCGGAGCAGAGUAACCACAUCUGCUUCUGGGAGGAGUGUCCGCGCGAGGGCAAGCCCUUCAAAGCCAAAUACAAACUUGUAAAUCACAUCCGCGUGCACACGGGCGAGAAGCCCUUCCCCUGUCCUUUCCCGGGGUGUGGGAAAGUCUUUGCUAGAUCAGAAAAUCUCAAAAUACACAAACGAACUCACACAGGCGAGAAGCCUUUUAGGUGCGAGUUCGAGGGCUGUGAGCGGCGCUUCGCCAACAGCAGCGACCGCAAGAAGCAUUCGCACGUGCACACGAGCGACAAGCCCUACACGUGCAAGGUGCGCGGCUGCGACAAGUGCUACACGCAUCCCAGCUCGCUGCGCAAGCACAUGAAGGUGCACGGGCGCUCGCCGCCGCCGCCUAGCUCUGGCUACGACUCGGCUACACCUUCUGCUCUCGUGUCGCCCUCGUCAGACUGCGGCCACGAACCUCCUCCGGUGGCCUCCUCCGCGGCGGUGGCGGCGCGUGGCACCGACCUGAGCGAAUGAUGUCCACCGCGUUGCUCGCAAGGUAAUCUCGCCCUGCGCAGCUGAGCGCCCACAUCUCGCACCCGCGACAUCAAAGGGCCCGCGCACAAAGCAGCGCUUCUUGCCACGGUGCAUCUUCAUGGUAAGUUAGGAUUUCUAUGGCAAUGGGCAAGUCGCACUGAAAUCCUGAAAGGCCGAGCCUGGAGCCCGUCCAGGCUUUUCAUUAAGGACAUAAUAUUUACGUCUAACGGGCCUUUUUUCUUGUGUAUACAAGUAUAUAUUUUUGUUUGACGCGGACUAAAUCAUUUUCAUUUAAUUUCCGGUAAACAAAA
This is a messenger RNA of Ochotona curzoniae (black-lipped pika), 1472 nucleotides long. RefSeq names its product Zic family member 4 (gene ZIC4). NCBI's taxonomy places the organism in Eukaryota, Metazoa, Chordata, Mammalia, Lagomorpha, Ochotonidae. The record is from RefSeq and is a predicted model, not a curated record. Gene Ontology annotation, biological process: central nervous system development; regulation of transcription by RNA polymerase II. Gene Ontology annotation, molecular function: RNA polymerase II cis-regulatory region sequence-specific DNA binding; DNA-binding transcription factor activity, RNA polymerase II-specific. Gene Ontology annotation, cellular component: nucleus.